AAACCCGAGGCGACAACGUAAUCAUGGCUGACAAGGGCAGGGCAAUGCUUGCUGCUCUACCAAGCAGCCGGUUUACAGCAACACGAACUCGCCUGCCGUCUGAUAGCUCUCCCGUACCUGCGCAAAAACAGCCCGGCGAGACGGACGCAGAGCAAGCGAUUCCUCGCAUCACAACAGAAAUGAGAAGAUCAAGAGAAAUGAGGAAGACAAGCGGCUCGACGGCAGCCUCGUUCGUCGAGCGAACGAUCGGGAUGGUAAACCGCGAGGACAUCAACUCAAUCUUAGAACUGCAGAACAACAUGCUGCAACGAUUCGAGAAGUCGAACACGCAACUGGACCGACUGAAUGAAUUCUCGCGCCAACGCUACCUGAAGACGGUCGAACAGUUCCGACAUCACACGAGAAUCCUCGUCAAAAUGAAGCGCGACCUCGACUCGGUCUUUCGACGUAUCAAAGAUCUCAAACAGCGUCUGCACGGACAGUAUCCGAUGGAUUUCAUUUUGAUAGCCGGUGACGCAGGUGAUGACGUCACCGGGUUAGAGGAGGGCACAGAGGAGGAGGAGGUAGAGAUAGAUACGAGGACUUCCCGGGUGGAAGAAGAGGCAGCAUCUGAGGCUAAACCGGAUACGUAAUAUUGUUGCUAUAUCUAGAGUUGUUGAGAGAUCAUAUUUCUGUUUCAAUUGCAUCAUGUGAUGCUUGGAUUCUAAACAAAGUGAAACGAAUUGCGAAUUGAUUUCUAGUUUGAAUCCAUAGGAUCAUGGACUUUGGUGUCAA
This is a messenger RNA of Corticium candelabrum, 774 nucleotides long. RefSeq names its product kxDL motif-containing protein 1-like. Bases 24 to 632 code for a protein of 202 amino acids. The record is from RefSeq and is a predicted model, not a curated record. Lineage: Eukaryota; Metazoa; Porifera; Homoscleromorpha; Homosclerophorida; Plakinidae. The transcript has a single exon. Gene Ontology annotation, cellular component: BORC complex. Gene Ontology annotation, biological process: lysosome localization.